This is a messenger RNA of Ciona intestinalis (vase tunicate), 871 nucleotides long. Lineage: Eukaryota; Metazoa; Chordata; Ascidiacea; Phlebobranchia; Cionidae. The record is from RefSeq and is a predicted model, not a curated record.
CCCUGCUGAUUUAAUUGUACAUUGCUGCUAAAAUUCACGCGUUCAUAGUACAGCUAUAUGGUACAGUGAUAAGGCGUUAUAGAUAUAUAUCUUGGAUAAAUUGAGCAUUUCUGAAUACAGAGAGUCCAACCUGUCCCCUGUAACGCAAAAAAUGGUUUAUAUUUGGCAGUUAUAGGUAACAGUUUAUUACGACCAAUUGAAAUAUAUUAUUCAAAAAAUGGAUCAAUUAAUUCUUGAUGAACGAAGAAGAUUUGGAUUUUUUGAACCCGAUUCCUUAUCAGUUUGAACCGGAGCUGACUGAAGAGCAGAUUUUUCAGCGAGAACAAACUUUGGCUGAAUAUGUUCCACAAGGCAGUUCUAUUCCAGUACGAACUCGAAGUAACAGCUUGUCACCGGUGGUGCUCUUGUGGAAAAUGUGCUAUCAUGCCAACGGAAGAAGAAAGCAUAUGUUGUCACGAAAUAGAUAUACUAAUGGAGAAUUUACAAUCUGUCUUUAAAACCUACAACGAUUGUGUGACUGAUUUGGAAGACUUUCUUGCACAUAUAAACCGAGCGGUCUUAAAAACUUUUUUUCUUUCUAACCGAAAAAAAUGGAAGAAAAAUAACAAGCCGAAAGGAGAGAAUGGUGACCUAAGCAAUGAACAAUUUCGUUUUGUUGCAUACCGUCAUAUUUUGGAAUGGAUAUUAAAAGAAGAGCCAUUGGGCAGUGGUAACCGGAUGAUUUUGCCAUCUUGUAUGGUGAUGACAGUACGCUCAAUGUACUCUAGUAACGAUGGAUCUUACACCGGAUUUAAAUGGCCAGAUUUUUCACAGAAAAAUGUUUUUCUUAUAAAACGAAAUUAUCAAUCACAAUUUUAAUGCAUGUCUAAUC